Molecule: messenger RNA, 282 nt
Organism: Ectocarpus siliculosus
Lineage: Eukaryota; Phaeophyceae; Ectocarpales; Ectocarpaceae
Source: the annotation of a GenBank genome assembly
AUGGUGUCCAAGCCUUUGGUGACCAUGGUACCGAGGGUGCCUGGCCCGUUGCAGCCCCUCAUGGACAAGGUGCAUCCGAUCAUGAUCAAGGAGCGACGGCCCAUGAGGUGGCUUGGCGUGGAGGCGCUGGACACGGUGACCAACGCGGGGGCUCUUUGCGGACACCUCAGCUUUGCUAUCCUCACGCUUGCCUAUCUCGAGACGGACGUGCUCAAGCUACGAUCUCCUCAUGUGCACGCACGUCGCUCUGGGGUUACUGCUUUGCCGGCUGACCACUGCUGA